Messenger RNA from Elaeis guineensis (African oil palm), 2328 nucleotides. RefSeq names its product O-fucosyltransferase 10. NCBI's taxonomy places the organism in Eukaryota, Viridiplantae, Streptophyta, Magnoliopsida, Arecales, Arecaceae. The record is from RefSeq and is a predicted model, not a curated record.
UCCCCCAUCUGCCCAUCAUUAUCUUAAUAGUUAAUAGUCUCCUCAUUUGACGACCAAACUUUCCAUUCCAUUAUCCAUCAUGCCUGGAACUUUGCGUAAAAAUAUUUUUAUAUGCCGUUUAUAUGAAACUGGAGGGCAGGGCCAAAGAAAAAGAUCAGAGCAGCUUCAAAACUGCAAAGAUUCAAAGCUGAGGCCCCACAAGUCUGUCCUUUUAGUCCUCUCCCUCCCUCUCUCUCUCUCUCUCUCUGUUCCUCCCUCCAUUGUUUCAGAGGAGCUUUCAUGAAGAACACCAAGCAAAGCCAUCUCUAUAUCUCUUCAAAAUAGCCAGCCAUCUCCCGUUCUCUACCACCCUCCCCCAAAAAAAGCAAACUUUUUGAUCCCUGUCGUGGCCCAGACCACCAUUAUGAAGACCAAAACAUAUAGCGUGCCCUUACGGGCCCCACAUUGCCGCCGUGCCGUCAAGUCCAAGGCACGGGAUGAUUCUUCCGACAGCUCGGCCGCCGUCGAACUCCUUUGCCGGCUCCGGAUGCCGGUCUUCUUCGUGGUGGUAAUGCUCUACGUUGUUGGAUUUCUCUUGUGCGCGGGAAGUGUUUCCAUGUUGAUGCACCCGCCGGCGGCCCCUGGUUCGGUGUACCGCAGCCCGGAGCUCUUCAAGAAGCUCUGGCCCGAAAUGCAGUUGGAUAACUCCUCUGGAGUUGAUUUAAAUGCAGUAUGGAAAUAUGGGAAGAGAUUGAAGCAGUGGAAACCUUGCACAAAUAGUUCAAUUGAGCAUUCUGGGUCACCAGCUCCAAGUGGUUACCUGAUUGUUGAUGCUAAUGGUGGUCUGAAUCAACAACGUUCAUCAAUCUGUAAUGCAGUGGCUCUGGCUGGUCUUCUUAAUGCAAUCCUUGUCACUCCACAAUUUCAUUUUCACAAUAUUUGGAUGGACCCAAGUAAAUUUGGAGAUAUAUAUGAUGAAGAUCAUUUCAUAAGCUCUCUUGACGGCCAUGUGCGGGUGAUCAGAAGACUUCCUGAGACAGUAAUCGAAAGAUUUGGCUACAACAUUAGCAACAUUCCAAACUUGAAAGUUAAAGCUAGGGCACCAGUUAGUUAUUACUUGACCGAAGCAUCCCCUGUAUUGCGUGAGCAUGGGGUUAUUCGCAUAAGCCCCUUUGCAAAUAGACUGGCAAUAGAAAUUCCUCCAGAUAUCCAAUCACUUAGAUGUUUAGCUAAUUACAAAGCACUGAGAUUUUCUGUUCCCAUAGUCACAAUUGCAAAGAAAUUAGUUGAUCGUAUGGUUGAGAAAAGCUCAAAUAAUGGUGGGAAGUAUAUGGCAGUCCAUCUCCGUUUUGAGGAGGAUAUGGUGGCCUUCUCCUGCUGUGUAUAUGGUGGGGGGAUGACUGAGAAGUUUGAAAUGGAUUCUGCUCGUCAAAGAGGGUGGAGGGAAAAAUUUAACCACAGAGGCCGUUGUUUAAGUCCUGGCCUAAAACGUAUGAAUGGAAAGUGCCCUCUGACUCCCUUAGAGGUGGGAAUGAUGUUGAGGGGUAUGGGCUUUAAUAACAACACUCCAGUCUAUUUGGCAUCAGGGAAAAUAUACAAUGCAGAUAGAAAUUUAGCACCUUUGUUGCAGCUCUUUCCCCUUCUUCAGACCAAAGAAUCUCUUGCCACUCCAGAAGAGCUUGCUCCAUUCCAGGGCUAUUCCUCAAGGUUGGCUGCUUUGGAUUAUGUUGUUUGCCUGUACAGUGAAGUGUUUGUUACCACUCAAGGUGGCAAUUUUCCCCACUUUAUGAUGGGUCAUCGGCGAUUUCUCUACGGUGGCCAUGCUAAGACCAUCAAACCUGACAAACAAAAAUUAGCUGUGUUGCUGCAUGAUCCAAGCAUUAGUUGGAAGGUUUUCAAAGAAGAAAUGGAAACAAUGCUUCACGAGAGCAACCGAAAGGGCAUGACAUUUCGUAAGAGCAAACAAUCAAUCUAUGCCUACCCUUCACCAGACUGCACCUGUCACCAAGAUCUAAUCAAUUCAACAUUCUUGCCAACCUACCUCAACCAUGAGGCUGGCUAGUACAGUAGCAAAGCCAGUUGUUAUCCUUGGACUUAUUAUCUUUACCUUGAUCACUACUCCAUAUUCAUGGCUUUGCCAAAUUGCCACCGCCGUGCCAUUUUUUAUAUCAGCACAACUGUAAAGCUCAGCUUGCUGGCCCUAUCGAAGCCUUUCAUGUAAACAUGAUGAUUCUCCCAAGUACCUGUCAUUUCUUCAUCCCUGUGUUUUAAUCUGUUUCCUGAGUUGUUUUAGUUAUUCCAGACUCAAGUGAACUAAGAUACUGUCAAUUUGUAGUGUUUUCUUGUUCA